AAAACCCAACCAUCACCAUUCACCUCAUACCUUCAAACUCACCCAACUUUAUGGUGUUCUUCGCGUUACCUACACCACCUUCUUCUUCUUCUUCUUUGGUUGCUCUUUUUCUUUUCUCUCUUUUUAAAGCAUACGAAUAGUGCUCCCAGAAAAGGAGUGAGGAGGGGACCGAGUGUGAUUCAGUUUCUGCCUCUUCACACCUCGGUUUCCCGCUACUUUCAUUCUUCAUUUCCUCUUCUUGCUAUUCUUAGUUUAAUACCCUUUUCUUAUUCGGUUUCUAUAACUUAGAUCUUAGCAACACCAACUCUCAAGGCUCAACCUAGGCUGUUGCUGUCUUAUUCAGCAAUUGUUGGUUAGUUCAUGUCUUAUUUUUCCCCCUAGCAAUGUUCGCCCAAUAACUGUGUGCAUCUGUUGAAUUAAUGUCUUGCUUUGCUCUUUACCAUAAAGUAACAAUAAAUACAUGAAAACUGAAUUUGGAACACUUUGGGUUCCUAGUGCUUACCCAUGUUUUUGUUUCUUAGCCUCUGCUGAAUCUGUAUUAAGAGUCUGGUUGGGUCCUGAAUUGUGAAUGCAGAUGUGGCCAGAAAUUUUGAAUGGCUGAGUGAUGUGAUAUGAGGGAGACAAUGAAUAAGUGUAUCUUGGAUAUGUUUUGAGGAAUGUGAACUUGAUAUGUUACAUCCAUCUUAUAAGUAUUGAAGAUUAAAGAUACCUUCCAGAGAAGAUGAAGAAACAAUUGACCGGUAUCCGGGGUGAUUCUCCCUUGCACUCAGCAAUCCGAGCUGGAAACAUGGAAUUGGUGCUGGGAAUCAUCUCUGAGAAUGGAGAGGAGGAAUUGAAGGAGUUGCUCUCAAAGACAAAUAACUCUGGUGAAACUGCCUUAUAUGUUGCUGCUGAAAAUGAUAAUCUUGAUAUAGUGAAGGAAUUGAUCAAAUAUCAUGAUAUUGGUUUGGCCGGCUUCAAAGCUAAGAACGGAUUUGAUGCAUUCCACAUUGCUGCUAAAAAUGGGAACUUGGAGAUAUUGAAGGUCCUCAUGGAAGCCUUUCCCGAAGUUUCAAUGACAGUCGAUAUGUCAAACACUACUGCAUUGCACACAGCUGCAGCACAAGGAUAUAUUGAGGUAGUAAAUUUUCUCUUUGAAAAGGGUAGCAGCCUGAUAAGUAUUGCGAAAAGCAAUGGGAAAACUGUGUUGCAUUCUGCUGCAAGGAAUGGCCAUGUUGAGGUCAUCAAGGCCCUUCUGAGCAGAGAACCAGAACUCGCAACAAGAGUUGAUAAGAAGGGGCAGACAGCACUCCAUAUGGCAGUGAAAGGACAAAACCUUGACUUGGUGGAUGAACUUUUGAAAUCAAGCACAUCAUUGCUUAACAUGGUGGAUGCAAAGGGAAACACUGCUCUGCAUAUUGCAACCCGAAAGGGUCGCCUACAGAUUGUUCAGAAGAUACUAGAUUGCCGAGAAAUAAACACUGAUGUUAUCAAUAAAUCUGGUGAAACUGUGCUGGAUACUGCCGAGAAAAACAACCGUAAGGACAUUGCCAACUUGCUGCAAGUUCGGGGAGCUAAAAGUGCCAAGUCCAUCAAGUCACCUGCCACAAACACAGCCCUCGAGCUCAAACGAACUGUGAGCGACAUCAAAAGUGGGGUUCAUAACCAGCUGGAACACACAUUUAAAACGCAAAGAAGGAUGCAAGGCAUAGCGAAACGAAUCAAUAAAAUGCAGGCCGAGGGACUUAACAAUGCAAUCAACUCCAACACUGUUGUUGCUGUCCUUAUAGCAACAGUUGCUUUUGCAGCCAUAUUUAAUGUUCCAGGCCAGUAUCCUCAGACCCCAAGUGACCGUCCUCCCAGCUUGUCUCUUGGGGAGGUAUACAUCGCUCCCAAUAUCGAGUUCACAAUAUUCAUAAUCUUUGAUUCUCUCGCCCUCUUCAUAUCAUUGGCCGUUGUGGUUGUCCAAACAUCGGUGGUUGUCAUCGAGAGGAAAGCGAAGAAACAAAUGACAGCCGUUAUAAACAAGUUGAUGUGGUUAGCCUGUGUGCUAAUUUCUGUGUCAUUCCUUGCAAUGUCAUACAUCGUUGUGGGGGAUAAUAAAGGUUUGGCUAUAGCAGCAACAGCUCUAGGAACUGUGAUUAUGGCAGCUACACUAGGAACACUAUGUUAUUGGGUGAUCGCUCACCGACUCGAGGCUGCCAGAUUGCGAAGUCUUCGGACAACAAUGAGCAGUAGGCAGUCAUUAUCCAUGUCAAUGAUGUCGCCAUCGGAGAACGAGUAUAAGACGGUGUAUGCAAUAUAAAGACAAGACGAUCUGUACCAUGCCUUAAACUUUUUGGUAUCUAACUACACUAACAUAGACUCAGAUGUUUUCUUAGUAAAAGCAAACAUGAUUUAAUGCUGCAAAAGCAUGCCUUUGGAACAACACAGGCAAAGAUUUGUAAUCAUACCAAUGUAAUUUAUCAUCCGAGGUAUUGAAUUGGAAACAUGCUCAUUAGCAUAGAAUUAGUGAAUCUAUGUUGUUUUUUCGACA
Arachis duranensis is the source of this 2515-nucleotide messenger RNA. RefSeq names its product ankyrin repeat-containing protein At5g02620. The transcript has 3 exons. Gene Ontology annotation, molecular function: protein phosphatase 1 binding; protein phosphatase regulator activity. The coding region runs from base 722 to 2284 and encodes 520 amino acids. Lineage: Eukaryota; Viridiplantae; Streptophyta; Magnoliopsida; Fabales; Fabaceae. The record is from RefSeq and is a predicted model, not a curated record. Gene Ontology annotation, cellular component: plasma membrane.